UAAUUUUUUUUAUAUAGUCUGGAGGUUUCCCUUCUCCAAGUGUUCAGACUUGAGUGUUCUACAUGCCGGUUUUGUUGGGUUUUAGAUCGAUUUUCAUCUGAGAAGGCAAGUUCUUUAGAGGCGGAUUUGCUGCUCGUGUGGGACUUUUAUUUUGUUGGUUAUUGUUAAAGUUUUCACUUUUUUAUGCCCCGGAUUGGUUUCCUUGGGGCAAUCGCGUUUACACGCCUCGGGCGGGUUUCGAUGCCAUUGAUGCGCAACUCCGUUCGAUGUUUGCAUUUGCUCCCCUAGGAUUGCGCUUUCGAUUGGUACAAGUAUUUUCUUUCCCGGAUUGAAACAUUUUCGAGUUGCUUGUUGAUUUUACAUGGGAGACGUGUUUGCCUCAUGGUUAUUGGUUAUUUGGUUUUAGAAAAGUCACAAUCCUUUUCACUACCUCUUUUUUUUGGAAAGAAGAGAAGUCGCGAUCUCAUAAUUGAGUCUUUUUUGGAUAAGAGGUUGUUCUUCGUUUGUGCAUUUGUGUUUUACUCAAGGAUUCCCGCAAGAAUUGCUCACUGUUUGAUGUGUCGUCCCAUGAAAAGUCACUAACUUGACAAUGAUAGAUCUGUACGCCGUCUGGCGAGUGGUCAAUCGCAGACUAAACGAACUGUUGUUCAGAUGUCCUGCUUGAUCCGGUCAGCCUAUGAAUUAGCCUAUGAUAUUGCAGUUUCUCAUGGUUGAGACUCCUCAUGGUUCAACGCAUGUAUUUGUCAAAAACCGAUUCUUGAGAAGCCCUGUUUGUGACUGCCUGAUUCUCCAACAAGCUCUGCGAAGUCUAGGAUCCAUUUCUCUGUACUUGGCAAGCUCUGGGCCCUUUUAGAUUACCCGUCUGAUACACAAGUUGCUGCAAGAAUUCGACUGCAAAUGGACCAAGGAACUGCAGCGGCGAUUCCUGGUUUAAGCACUUCUGUUGGUGUUUCGGGUGACAGAUUCCUUUUCUCCUCAAAGUUCAACAUGUGGUUUCUAUGCUUCCAGACUUCCAAAGUUGGAAUCUGAUCUCUUGUGACAGUGCUUCUUGGCUUCCUUAUUUUCCGUUAUGGAGGAGCAGAACUCAUGGCUUAGGAGGACCAAGUUCUCACACACUAUCUACACAAGAGUGGAUCCUCGAAGGGUACCUAUUGCUCCUCCGGUUGGCAAGGAUGUGGUGGUACCUUUCGCUCCGCUUAGCAAGGAUGUUGAGCGGAAAUUGCAGAAAUUUGUGAGUAUGGGGAAGUCCAUGUCGAUGCCUGUUGAUCGGGAUGCCGAAGAUACAGGGACUGCACUCAAGCACUGUGCUAGCUUGCCUCUGGUCCGAUCCUCGCUUCAGCUUGAUAGGGACAAGGCCAAUAAACCGAAGAAGGCGAGUUUGGAGAUUCCUUCCAGCCCUCCAAUGAACUCAGAGAAUUGCAGGGGCCUGAGAGCAAGGAGCCUGGUCAAGAGCCCAAGUUCGAUGAUGCUCCUCAGCUACUUGAACAAAGCUCCCUCGAACCAAGGCUCUAGUCCGCAAAAGGCUUAUGGACCUCAGCACAAACAGAGAUCGAAGUCCCCCCUUCCUUGUACUGCACCUUCUGAAGUGUUCAGGGAAGCAAAGUCUAGCAGCCAGAGGUUUGCGAGCCCCCCUCCACAGCGAAGAGGAUCUGAAAAGAGUAUAUAUGGAAAAUCAUUUGCUAGGCAGGUGUCUUAUAUGGGUCAGAGUCCUGAUUUGUGCUCAACUCCAAUGGUAUCUGGUAAGCACAAGUCUCAAAAGGAUAAUUCUUGGGCAAGGAAAUACAGCGGUGGAAGGAGGGUUAGUGCAGUUAACCCUGCUAUUGAUCGGAGGGCCCAGAUGGUUAGAAUGAAUCAGGCGGUGCAAACGACAGUCGAUUGGACACUUGAUCCCUCCAAGCUGCUCGUUGGGCACAGGUUUGCUAGCGGGGCAUAUAGUCGGCUGUACAGGGGGUUGUAUGACGAUAAACCAGUUGCAAUUAAAUUUAUCCGACAACCUGAUGAUGACGACAAUGGGAAGAUGGCUGCUAAACUUGAGAAGCAGUAUAACAGUGAGAUAAAUUCACUAUCUCACCUUUACCACAAGAAUGUGAUCAAGCUUGUGGUGGCCUAUAAAUGCCCACCAGUUUUUUAUAUUAUUACCGAGUUCCUUCCGGGAGGCUCCUUAAGGUCAUACCUGAAUAGCACAGAGAACCACCCCAUCCCUGUGGAGAAGAUCAUAUCCAUUGCUCUUGAUGUUGCCUGUGGUUUGGAGUACAUACACUCUCAAGGGAUUGUUCACCGCGACAUUAAGCCUGAGAACAUUCUCUUUGACGAGAACUUUUGUGUGAAGAUUGCUGAUUUUGGUAUCGCCUGUGAGGAGACUUUCUGUGAUGUUCUAGUGGAGGAUGAGGGCACUUACAGGUGGAUGGCUCCUGAGAUGAUCAAGCAAAAGGCAUACAACCGAAAGGUUGAUGUCUACAGCUUUGGGUUGCUCCUGUGGGAAAUGGUGUCUGGAAGAAUUCCUUACGAGAACCUGACCCCUUUCCAGGUGGCUUAUGCUGUCGCCAAUAGGAACUUGAGGCCAACAAUUCCUCCAGAAUGCCCAUCAGCUCUCAGAUCCCUGAUUGAGCAGUGCUGCGCGUUGCAGCCUGACAAGAGGCCUGAUUUCUGGCAGAUUGUGAAAGUCUUGGAACAGUUCCGUUCCAUUCUCUCGCAGGGUGGCUGCCUUGACAUAGCGAAGAGUGGCACCUGCCAGGAUCCCAAGAAGCGUCUCCUGCACUGGAUUCAGAAACUGAAACCAGCGCAGAGCAGCUGAGUACUCAAGCACUUGUAGCAUCUUUGCAGCCAUAGUUUUAUCUGGUUGGGUAUGCUCAGUAGCUUAGCAUAAACCCUUAGUACCUUUUUGCGCUUGGGAAAGAAGGAUCCUUGAUUCAAGGAACCUGGGUUCUAGGAUGCUUGCAGGUGUUUAUCCCUGCGAGUAUAGAUUCUACAGUAGCUGUAUAUGGUUGUGCCUUGCGCACUCUGUCUCGCCUCUUGUUAAAUUUACCUGCAAGUUAUGGUGAUGAUACUAUAGCAUCUUGUCUGAAAAGAGUGUCAUUUUUAGUCUUUAUGAUCGGAUGCUCACUAACUGAGGUGAAGAUAGCGAAAGGAAGGCAUAUGCAGAGUUGACUCUGAGGCUGUCUUUUGGGAAA
Messenger RNA from Panicum virgatum (switchgrass), 3170 nucleotides. RefSeq names its product serine/threonine/tyrosine-protein kinase HT1-like. Lineage: Eukaryota; Viridiplantae; Streptophyta; Magnoliopsida; Poales; Poaceae. Gene Ontology annotation, molecular function: ATP binding; protein kinase activity. The coding region runs from base 1070 to 2794 and encodes 574 amino acids. The transcript has 4 exons. Gene Ontology annotation, biological process: protein phosphorylation. The record is from RefSeq and is a predicted model, not a curated record.